This is a messenger RNA of Filobasidium floriforme, 2418 nucleotides long. Its product is annotated as kinase-like domain-containing protein. Gene Ontology annotation, molecular function: ATP binding; protein serine/threonine kinase activity. Gene Ontology annotation, biological process: protein phosphorylation; mitotic DNA damage checkpoint signaling. The coding region runs from base 1 to 2418 and encodes 805 amino acids. Lineage: Eukaryota; Fungi; Basidiomycota; Tremellomycetes; Filobasidiales; Filobasidiaceae. The transcript has 13 exons. Gene Ontology annotation, cellular component: nucleus. The record is from RefSeq and is a predicted model, not a curated record.
AUGUCCUUUCAGAUCAACGAGCAGCGAGCAAGCGAGCAGCGAAGGAAGCAGAAACGCGCGGCAUCACAACUCGAAGACCUUCAGCUCACACGAAGGACCGCCGUAGAGGACAAGUCCAGGCGGUAUCCGAUGAGCGUAUACGAAUCACCUUUCCCCGCCAACCACCUCCCGCUGAAACCGACUUUCAACUCGUCCAACCCGUUCCUCAAUUCUACGGACCACCUCGAACCUUCGGGAAGCCGAUCGUAUACCACUGGAAGGAGCGAUUCUACAUCUUUUGGCGGCGAUGCUAGUGAUAGUAGUCAGCCGCAUCCGUUGAAACGGUCGAGAGGGAUCAAGAGGGGGUUGGACGAGGUCGAGCAGCAUGUGGAUACGGAUGAUCUGCCAGAUAAAGUCGGCGAUGAAGACCCAUGCUCAAUACCACCUCCAAGACGAUCCGCGAAACGGCUGAUGGAUAUCAGUCAUCGGAUAGCCGACUAUGGCCAGCCAGAACCUUCGGCAGCUACAAAAGCCGCUCAUCCUGAAGUAGAACAGGCAGAAGCAAAUCCCGGGGGAGAUGUCGAGGUGGAAGUUGGAGAUGAGGUGGGGGACAUUGGAGAAGCUGAGAUCGAUGGGGAGGAACAGGAUGUCGAUGGGGAAGGCGAAUUUGAAGAGGAAGAAGAGGAGGACGAUGACGAGGACAGCGAGUUGUCAGAAGAAUUCGAUGCGACGCCUUUCGAUCAUGAAUGCAAGCCGGAAGUAGCCGAUAUUUCCUUCCACGAAAUCGACCCGAACGACAAGUCCGCGCCGGGGAACAUUCUACGGGGCAUACCUUCUUCUGACCUUUACGACGAGCAUAUGCAGGUGCGAACAUUUGAUGAGCGUUUGGACGUCAAGGCGGAUAUCAGGAAGAUCAACGAGGCGAUCGAGGGGAUGAAGCAGUCGUAUCGGAUCGUGGAUCGAUUAGGAGAAGGAACAUUCUCCUCGGUCUACAAAGCCAUCGACAUCGACGCCUUUACUUACGAAAACGAUUUCUGGAGGAAGACCAUCCACGUCGCUCACAGCCGGAAUCUGCAGACUUACAUUCCCAAGAUCGACGUUGAUGGCGAUGGGCAUGGAGAGACGGACGAACCGGCCGCGACGGAUCUGAACAAGGAAGAUCAAGCUUGGACGGACAAGGGAGAGCCGAGGAGGAAUUACGUGGCGUUGAAGAGGAUUUAUGUGACGAGUAGUCCGGAUCGGAUAGUGAACGAGUUGGAGAUUAUGGAGGAAUUGAGGGGUUGUCGAAAUACGGCUCAAUUGAUCUCGGCGUUUCGGUCUGAAGACCAGAUCGUCGCCGUGAUGCCAUAUCAUCGUAGUGAUGAUUUCCGACUGUAUUACAAGUACAUCGACCCGCCUCAUAUUCGGAAAUACUUUCGGUGUCUGUUCCGAGCACUCAACGAUACGCACAAUAGAGGUAUCAUCCAUCGGGACGUCAAGCCUGCCAACUUUUUGUGGGAUUACGAGAGCGGGGAAGGUGUUCUUGUGGAUUUUGGUCUGGCCGAACGCUACGAGACGCCCAGCAAGAUUCAGUGUCAACACUCGCCAGCUACUCUCGAGCGUCUCCAUGGAGAACGGAUCAAGACCAACAUGACCGCCAGGGUGGAACAAGCGGUGUAUGAUGUGCGGAAGCGAGAAGCGAGCGGAAGGGUCGGUAUACCACAGGUCGAUAACCGACCUGGUGUACGAGCGAAUCGAGCGGGAACAAGAGGUUUUCGAGCGCCAGAGGUCUUGUUAAAAUGUCCCGAUCAGACCUUUGCCAUCGACAUCUGGGCCGUCGGAAUUAUCCUGCUCAGCGUGUUGUGUCAUCGUUUCCCCGUGUUCAACUCGAAUGACGAUACCGAAGCUUUGCUAGAAUUAGGAGCCAUCUUCGGGAGGAGCGGACUGGAAAAGGCCGCUAUGCUGCACAACCGCACCUUUGCCACAAAUUUGAACACGGUCCCGCUCAAUCCGACAAAAACCCUCAGCGAGAUGGUCUUGUCCCUCAAUCCUACGCUCUACAACCCGCCAUGCAGCAAUCCUACUCCGGCCGAAGCCAAACGACACAUUGAAAGCGUGGACAACAUGCUCGAUCUCCUGAAGCGAUGUCUCGUCAUCGACUCGACUCGACGGUGGACGGCGGGAAUGUUGCUCCGGCACAAGUUCCUGGAAGAAGGAUUGCGGGACGACGAAAAGGAAGAUGGCGGUUUCGAGCAGGGCGAGUUGAGAGGGAUUGCCGAGGGCGUCUGCGGACACAUGCAUUUCGUACGGAACGGUCAACAUUGGGCUGUUAUCAACGGCUCCGAAUAUCUCUGCGGCUGGGGCCAAGGCAGGGCGUACGGCGAGACAGAAUGUUAUCUCCACAAGCCGGAGAACCAGCGUCCUGUUAUCUGGGAUGACGAGGUGGAAUCUGUGCGGUAA